Molecule: messenger RNA, 2512 nt
Organism: Oreochromis niloticus (Nile tilapia)
Lineage: Eukaryota; Metazoa; Chordata; Actinopteri; Cichliformes; Cichlidae
Gene: aste1a
Product: asteroid homolog 1a
Exons: 6
Coding region: 267-2273 (668 amino acids)
Molecular function (GO): nuclease activity
Source: RefSeq, a predicted model, not a curated record
AGUCGCCCCCUGCUGGAGGCCUAAGUCCCUGCAGCUUCACUGUUCACAACCAGAAUCUAUAAAAACCACAUUACAUAUAUAUAUUAGUAUAUUUAAGGUGCUGAGGGAAAGUCACAGGAUCAGUAUCUGAACUGCUGGUUUGAGUUCAUGGACACUUUCAUCAUCCAGACAUAGUGAACAUUACGCAUGUCCUGGAUGUGUAAAACUACCCGUCUCAGUAUUCUUUGACCUUCCUGACAUCUUCUCGAGCUUCCUGCUGUCACAGCAUGGUGACAGCAUUUGUUUCAGACAGUUUCUGCGUGAUGUCAGUUCAGCAUGGUUUGUCCCCACGUGCAAAGCUACUGCUAUGUACUGACUUUUGGAGUCUCUUUGUUGUGUUUCUUUUGGCUGAUUCUUUAGGUCUGGACCAGAAUCACGGCGGGGAGUAUGCUGCCUAUGAAAGCCUGAUUGAGAGGUUCAUCACAGCCCUCAGAACCUGCGAGGUCGAUCCCUACGUGGUGCUGGACGGAGGCUCGGACCACACCGACAAGAAGCUCGAAACUGUGACACAAAGGGCCGAGCAGCGGAUCGAAAGAGCCCAUCGAGCAGCAAAGGACGGGGGGAAGGAAAACGUCCUGCGAAUUAUGACCAAGUGGGUGUUCAGACAAACGCUGACCCGGCUGAAGGUCCCGGUCGCCCAGUGCUUUGGCGAGGCCGACCGGGAGAUAGCCGCCCUGGCUGAUAAGUGGCAGUGCCCAGUGCUUUCUAACGACAGCGACUUCUACAUCUUCAACCUCUCAGCGGGGUUGUUGCCCAUCUCUUACUUCCAGUGGCAGGAUGUAAAUGGGAAUGGCUCAAAGAGCUACAUCCCUUGUAAGAGAUACUAUACCUCCAGCUUCUGCAUCUACUUCGAAAUCCAAUGCCAGCUCCUGCCCACCUUCGCUGCCCUGGCUGGGAAUGACUACGUGAAGCUGCAGAAGUUUAUCUGGAGUCAGUUUGCCCCAGUCGCCAGUAAGCCUCAGAGCCGCCUGGAAGGCCUGCUGUGCUGGCUGAAGGACUUUGAGGAGCCGGAGGACGCUUUGAAGGCAGCAGUGGAGCUGAUGGGAGGAAAGAGCCGCAAGAACAAGGAGAACAUGAAGAAGAUGCUGCAGAGUUUGUCUGUGGGGAUGGAAGAAUACAAACUGCCUCGCAGCUCGCUGAUGGAGUUCUUCAUCCAUGGGGUCAUUCCUCUGUUCCUAGUUGAGGAGUUCAUGGGUCGCAUCCCAGAUUGGAUGCAGCUGCGUGUGAUGCAGGCCUGGCUGCCCGGGGACACCCUGGAUGUACUGCUGCUUCACAGGCUGAGCCUCAGCACCCCCGUGGACCACAAAGACCUGCCCAGUGUUAACCUGACCUCCAGACCUCUCCGCCAGGUGAUGUACGGGCUGGUGCUGGGCAAAGAGACGUCAUAUAAGGUGGAGGAGAGAGACAGAGAGGGCCUCCAGCUUAAAUUCAUCCGAAUCAAACCAACCUUCAGUCGAGUGGCUCAGCGGCUCCAGCUGAACUCGUUGCAUGAGGCGGAGCUCUCUGAACGUCUGCAGGUCUUACUUGAGGCUCUCGGGGUGAACGAGGAACGUCUGAAUGCGCUGCCGCCUCAGCUGCGCCUCCCAGUGGCCGUGACCUGUUACUGGUGGAACAGAGCUCGGCCUCGUCCGGACCUGAAGCUGCUGAAGUCGCUGCUGCUGGGAAUGAACCUCAGAGACACACCGCAACUCAGCGCAGCUGUGCAGGCUCGCUGUCAUCAGAAGCCUGAUGUGGGCGUGGCUCACGCCUUCAGCCAGUGGCAGGUGUGCAUGAAGGACAGCAUGCACCUGAACCAGCUGCUGGGCCUCCCUCUGCCUGAACCAGACGUCGCACGGUUCUAUCAGGGGACGCUGGUCCACCAGCUGGUCCACAUGAGGAGGACAGGAAGCAGACUGAAGCACGUCCUGAAGACAGACCAGGCCAGUGUGCAGCAGUACUGCGACAUGCUGUCGGCUGUCCGCCGGCUCCGGCCUCGCCAGGCCUCCGAGUUCUCAGAGAGCGAGCAGGCAGAGAGGCGGGCUCUGAACGACCAGACCAACCUGCAGCCGUUCCAGCUGGACUACGACGAGGAGACGGAGACCGAGGUCUGCAGCUUGGCCCGGGCGCAGGAGGAGCUGCGGCUGGAUGAUCGGCUGCUGCUGAAAACUCGGUACAAAACCAAGGAGAGAAGGAAUCGCUGCAACAAAGUGGAACUGAGCCGGAAGGAGGAGCGCCGAGGCACGGACCUCCUCUGACGGUCGGACCGUCGCUGGAACCGCCGUCAGCAUCCGCUCUGUCUGGCGUCAGCCCACUUUCUCCUCCCUCUGUUGCCUCCUUCUUUGCUCCAGACUCUUUAUGGGACAAAUAUCUUCUAUUUUUUCACAAUCUGGGUCAUUUCAGAGGAUUUUACAGCCUUUUAUUUAUGAUUUAACAGAAAACAUGAAUGUAAGUUUACUAAAAGGAACCUCAUCAAUAAAGAUUUAAAUGUUUCUGA